Prunus armeniaca (apricot) is the source of this 2292-nucleotide messenger RNA. Lineage: Eukaryota; Viridiplantae; Streptophyta; Magnoliopsida; Rosales; Rosaceae. The record is from the annotation of a GenBank genome assembly.
AUGGUGUACGUGAGCUCGAAAGCGGACCUGAAGCGAAGGGAGAUACAGAAGAAAAAAGCCAAGUCUGGAGGGUUCGAGUCUCUGAAUCUAAGCCCCAAUGUCUUCAGAGGAGUCAAGCGCAAGGGCUAUAGAGUCCCCACUCCCAUUCAGCGCAAGACCAUGCCCCUUAUUCUUGCUGGAAACGACGUCGUUGCCAUGGCCAGAACUGGUUCCGGCAAGACGGCCGCGUUUUUGAUCCCAAUGCUCGAGCGGUUGAAGGAGCACGUGCCUCAGGGUGGUGUUAGGGCGCUCAUUCUCUCCCCCACCAGAGACUUGGCCUUACAGACUCACAAGUUUACCAAAGAGCUUGGCCAUUUCAUGGAUGUUCGAAUUAGUUUACUAGUUGGUGGUGAUAGCAUGGAAACUCAGUUUGAAGAAUUAGCCCAAAACCCUGAUAUUAUAAUUGCAACACCCGGUAGGCUGAUGCACCACUUAGCUGAAGUUGAUGACAUGUCACUUAGGACUGUGGAGUUUGUUGUUUUUGAUGAAGCGGAUUGCCUCUUUGGCAUGGGUUUUGCGGAGCAGCUGCAUAAAAUCCUUGGGCAGCUGAGUGAGAACCGUCAGACCCUGCUUUUUAGUGCAACAUUACCCAGUGCUCUUGCAGAGUUUGCCAAGGCUGGUCUGCAAGACCCUCGGCUUGUGCGGCUUGAUUUGGAUACUAAGAUUAGCCCUGACUUGAAGCUUAUGUUUUUCACCGUGCGACAGGAAGAAAAGCAUGCAGCAAUACUUUAUUUGAUAAGGGAGCACAUUAAAUCUGGUGAGCAGACAUUGAUUUUUGUUUCUACAAAACAUCAUGUGGAGUUCCUGAAUAUCUUGUUUAGAGAAGAGGGCAUCGAGCCUUCUGUAUGUUAUGGUGACAUGGAUCACGAUGCUCGCAAAAUUCAUGUAUCAAGGUUUAGGGCGAGAAAGACUAUGCUGUUAAUUGUCACUGAUGUUGCAGCUAGGGGAAUUGACAUUCCGUUGCUUGACAAUGUCAUCAAUUGGGACUUCCCCCCAAAGCCUAAACUUUUUGUCCAUCGAGUAGGCCGAGCUGCAAGGGCUGGUCGGACUGGUACUGCAUUCUCUCUUGUGACAUCUGAAGAUAUGCCCAACCUUUUAGAUCUUCAUCUGUUUCUUUCAAAACCAAUUAGGGCUGCACCUACCGAAGAGGAGGUUUUACAGGAUAUGGAUGGAAUGAUGUCCAAGAUUGAUCAAGCAGUUGCAAAUGGAGAAACUGUUUACGGGCGUUUCCCCCAAACAGUUAUUGAUCUUGUUUCGGAUAGGGUUAGAGAGAUAAUUGAUUCUUCUUCAGAACUCACUUUAAUGCUGAAAACAUGUGCCAAUGCAUUCCGCUUGUAUUCAAAGACAAAACCCUCACCUUCAAAGGAGUCUGUUAGAAGAGCAAAAGAUUUACCUCGUGAAGGGUUGCAUCCAAUUUUUAAAAAUGUACUGGAUGGUGGAGAGUUGAAGGCAUUGGCAUUUUCUGAGCGGUUGAAGACAUUCAGACCCAAGCAGACCAUUCUAGAAACUGAAGGUGAAGCUGCUAAAUCAAAGAAUCUGAAGCAACGUUCUGAUAAUCAUGCGGAAAAGGGAGUUGAAUAUGAGAUUACUCCUUCAAAGGCAAAGGAGAAGAAAGUAUCAGGCUCUAAAAGAAAGGCAAGGAGCUUUAAGGAUGAGGAGUACUUUAUAAGUUCGGUACCAACAAAUCAUCAUGCAGAAGCAGGACUCUCAGUAAGAGGAAAGGGUGAUUUUGACUCAAAUAGGUUGGAAGCUGCUGUUCUAGAUCUAGUUGCAGAUGAUAAUGCGGGCAUGAAGAAACAGAAAUCUGUAUUUCAUUGGGAUAAGAGGGGGAAAAAGUACAUAAAGUUAAAUAAUGGCGACCGUGUGACAGCUAGUGGCAAGAUAAAGACAGAGAGUGGCGCAAAAGCAAAACUUGAGAAAACUGGGAUAUACAAGAGGUGGAAAGAACGUUCUCACAAUAAAGUAUCUCUCAAAGGAAUUAAUGAAGGGAAUGCUGAGGAAGCUGCAGGUAACCGUAGGUGGCAGGGGAACAAGGGGAAGAAGUCUUGGGGAAGCAGGAAGCAGAACUCUGUGCCUAAUGCUCACGUGCGUUCUGAAAUCAAGGACUUAGAACAGGUUCGGAAGGAUCGACAGAAAAAGGCCGACAGAAUCUCGUAUAUGAAGAGCAAGUCUUCUAAGGGUAACAAAUUUGGUAAAAGUGGAAAAGGUGGAAAAGGUGGAAAAGGUGGACAAAGAGGAAAGGGAAAGAGGUAA